Molecule: messenger RNA, 492 nt
Organism: Medioppia subpectinata
Lineage: Eukaryota; Metazoa; Arthropoda; Arachnida; Sarcoptiformes; Oppiidae
Source: the annotation of a GenBank genome assembly
AUGUACCCUCUAAUAGCCAUGACGUGGUGGCUUAAAUUAUCACUUGACAGGCAAUCUAUAACUGCAUUAAGCAAAUACAUACGUGCUGGAUCUUUUGGCAGUUUAAUAUUCACUGUUUGGUUGGCAAACAGUCUAUUUUGGAUUCAAUUGUUUGGCAAUGAAUUCUUAUCCAAUUUAGCGAACCCUCCGUUGCGUUCAAUAAACAAUCGCACCCAAACGGCCCGACACCGGGAAGUGGCCAAUCGUGUGCCAAAAGUGCGGGUUGUGUACGAUCCGCGAUUUCCCAACAUGGAAUUAGGCGCUGUAAAUUAUUGCAGUGGUGUGACCGGGACUUACACCCCGACGCUCUCACUUCCCGGCCGUCACUCCUGCAAUUGUAACCGUCAGCUUAUAGCAGAGCGUGCAUAUCUGGGCAUUCGCGGGCAGAGCUAUAAUAGGCAAAGUAUACCUUAUCGGUCGUCCUUGACAGACCCUGGUAACCGUGAUAAAUGA